Magallana angulata is the source of this 2126-nucleotide messenger RNA. RefSeq names its product zinc finger protein 726-like. Bases 243 to 1391 code for a protein of 382 amino acids. NCBI's taxonomy places the organism in Eukaryota, Metazoa, Mollusca, Bivalvia, Ostreida, Ostreidae. Gene Ontology annotation, biological process: regulation of transcription by RNA polymerase II. Gene Ontology annotation, molecular function: RNA polymerase II cis-regulatory region sequence-specific DNA binding; DNA-binding transcription factor activity. The record is from RefSeq and is a predicted model, not a curated record. The transcript has 4 exons.
CUGUAACAAUCUUCCGAUUGCGCAUGUGCUCUUAGCUCCUUACGGAAUUAAAUCGACAGAAAACAGACACAUGUUAACUUUUAUUAGAACUUUAUCAUUAGUCGGUGCCCUGUUUGGACAUAGUAGUCCCUUCCUUUACUUAUUUGAUUACAUAUUCAAAUUUUUGUUCUCUGAGCACAAAAGCUUUGUUUUCUUGCGCAAAGAGAAAACACGGUAUUAGUUCCAUACUUUAUCUAUCAAAUAUGGAACUUAUUAAUUCGAGUACUGUGCGCUUAUCUGAAGAGGAACACAGAAGUGCAUUCAAAAUAGUGCAACCCCGGAAAUCAGAAGACCCUUGCUCCCCGACCCCGCCUGAAGAUGCGCGUGCAUUGUCACCUUUCAAUGCUGACCCAAACUUUCAAAGGUCAAGAAGCAAGGAAUCUGAGAAUAUGGCGGAAAAGGAACAUUCGUCCAGAUUCAGUGCUUUUCGCCCGUGGUUGUGCGAGCCCGCGGGCCAAGCCACAGAUCUCACCGUAAAGAACAAACAAACUUCAUCCAUACCUGACAGUCCAAGAAAAACAUCAAUCAUUCCAGCAUUUUCAUUUGGUGGUUUGAAGACUCCAAAUAUCAACGACAUUUACCGAUAUCAAAUGGCCCAGGCUAUGUACCGGACACCUUAUAACAUAUUCCCUUAUGCACAACCAACAUUAUGGUCAGAUCCGAGAUUUUACCGAUUUUUAGGCCAAGGAAAAGACAUUCAAACAUCGCUAUUCAAGAACUUUUUAAACGCAACAGAAGAAGGCGAAGUCUCUGGAUUCGAAAAGGGUUCAUUUGAGUGCGUGAAAUGCAUGAAGCAAUUCAGUACCCCCCAUGGUUUAGAGGUCCACGUGCGGCGGUCUCAUAGUGGCAGACGACCGUACGCUUGUGACGUCUGCAGUAAGACUUUUGGACAUUCCGUCAGCUUGACGCAACAUAGAGCGGUUCAUACUCAGGAGAGAAGUUUUGUUUGUCAGCAGUGCGGCAAGAGCUUCAAAAGAUCGUCAACACUGUCAACACAUCUCCUGAUACACAGCGACACACGCCCCUACCCGUGCCCAUACUGCGGCAAACGAUUCCACCAGAAGUCGGACAUGAAGAAACACACUUACAUCCACACCGGAGAGAAGCCUUACAAAUGUAACCACUGCGGCAAAGCCUUCAGCCAGUCCUCCAACCUCAUCACGCACUGCAGGAAACACACUGGCUUCAAACCUUUCUCCUGUGCAGCGUGUGGCAGGAGUUUUCAAAGAAAGGUAGACCUUCGCCGGCACCAUGAAACCCAACACGUAGAGGAAAUGACGACAUCAUCUAGCGAUUUAGUGACGUCAUCAACAAUCGAGGUUUCAAACAGACAAGAAGAUGGUACAAUUUAGCAUCACAUGGUUCCAUGUGUGUAGAGUUUUUUAUGUACUGUUAUGCUCAAGAUUAUUUAUUUAUAUGUUGUGAAUGUAAAAAUUUUUUUUACUUUGGUGUUAGGUAUUGUUAAUAUUCUUAAUGUUUGUUUCCUCGUGCAUUUCAAUGGUAUAUUUUUAAUGAUUGUUUAUCUAAAUAUUUUUGCAGUAGGGGGUUUUCUACAUCAAUUCAUACUUAGUCUUUCAAUGCUUUUAAAGUUGCAAGUAUCAGCACAUAAAUCAAGAUAUAUACAUGUAUGUGAGUUUAUAGAUAUUUAAAUAAAAUUACACAGUGCUAAAAUAAAUUGAUUUUAUUGAAGAAAUAAACAGCAUGUUAAAAAGUUCACCGGGAUAUGAACUUGGUCACGUGAUCUAUAAUCCUGUGAAACCCGAAUGGCUUCUUAGAAGAUUUGAUCAAGUUCAAAUCCCGAUGAUCAUAUUUAUAUUGCUGUUUAUUACUUAUAUUUACAUACACACAGAAUUGAAUGUUUUUGAAAUUCAAAAGGUUCGUAUAAGGAAGCAUGUUUGCAAUUUCUUAUAUUCUUAGAAGUUAGAAUUCAUUUUAUAUCAAGUUCUCAAAUAGUUCCCCUUAUUCAUAAGAUAAUAUUGGAACUCUGUAAUUGUAAUACUUUUAUUAGUAUUAUUGUACAAUGAAAAUAGCAAUCUGCGAUAAAGAAAUAAAAUGCGUAAUAUGACGAAUGCUAAAGUCUGGAAAUC